Molecule: messenger RNA, 9809 nt
Organism: Biomphalaria glabrata
Lineage: Eukaryota; Metazoa; Mollusca; Gastropoda; Planorbidae
Exons: 50
Coding region: 290-7099 (2269 amino acids)
Source: RefSeq, a predicted model, not a curated record
GUGCGACAAGGGGAGACUAUUCAACAUACCGGGAGAAAAUGAAAAUAUUACAGAAAAUUUAACUCUAAUUACUCUAAACAAUAAAUGAUCUAGAUCAGUAGAUCUAAAGAUAUAGAAUAAUAUAGAUCUAGAUCUAAUAUAUAGAUCUAGAUCAUUACGCUUACUGAUUGUUCCCGAUUGAUGGAGUCUUAAAAUAGUAAAUCUAAAUCAUAAAUCUACGAGAAUCUUUGUUAAUAUACAAUAUAGACUACAUUUAAAAAAAAAAAUUAGUAAAUCCAUCAAAGCAACAAUGUCAACGAUGUCAAUGGAAACGCUACGCCUAACAGAUGUCUAUCAAGUAGGAGUUAGUGAGAAAGUUAGAGACAUGGAAAAAGAGCUUGCGCAAGAGCUCUUGGAACUUCGUACAGAGUUGGAGGAAGUUGAUUUGCCUCCCAAAACUACAAGUUCAGUGCCAAUACCUGAGGGUAAAGAACAUUUUAAACAAGAAAGAAAAAGUGUUAUUCAUCGAAUUCUAGAGGUAAGUGAAGCACAGCCUGUUAGAUUACAAGCUGAAGAAAUGAGGGUAGAGAUGGAGCUAGCUCUGACCAAGGAAUACACGACCAGUAGUCUCCCAUUGUUGGCACACCAGUACUUCACUGAGCGCACACAACAUUUGAUACAUCUAAGGUAUCUCUUAAUGCUUCGCUGGAAAAGAUUCUGUGAACACACAAAUACCAUUGAGAGCCUUUACCCAUUUUAUAGUCAGCGACUAACACAACUGCUCAAAGAGUAUAAAGACUGUGUACAAAGAGCUCAAAGGCUUGCACCUGCAAGGGAAGCAUUGAUGCUUGACCGUCCAGAGUCGGGCAUUACUUCAUUGAACAUGGAAGACCUGAUCAUUUACCUGCGUUGGCUAGUGUGUCACCUGCACUCUAUGAAAAAGUUCAACCAGUAUCUUAAGGUUUUACAAUGGUUGCCAGUAAGUCACAAGGAAGAGCUUGCUCCUUCUGAUUCAAGAACCACAGAAAAUGAUGAGUCAAUGCCUGGAUCUAAAAUGGCCUCCAGGUACCAGGACGACAUGUUUGCCAACAUUUUAUCCACCAGUUCCAGGCCCAUGUCUGUCAUUUCUGGGCACAGCAUUGUGUCUCUUGAUCCAUCACCAAGUUCCACCAGCAACAACAACAUGACACUUUUAACAUCAAGCCCUCUUCCCUCAUCUGCCCAUGCUUUUGCUAUAGCUGCAACAGGUGGAGCUCUGGUUUCUGAUGACAGAUCUCUUGGUUUGCCUGUACACUCCAUGGAGCUUGAGUCCUUCAAGCAGCAACUGUUAUUUCUUAUAAAUGUCUAUGGUAUUUCCAUUGACCUUAACAAUGUCCACAACAGUGCUGAUGAGAUGGAGUUAUUUGGUGCAGUGAAUCGAAAGUUUAAACAAGUUUUCAUGAAGCAGGAGCAACUCAAGUUGUUCAAGAUGUAUGACUUAUAUGAGACAAGUGCAGAGAACUCUGAACCUAUGAGUGCAGCAAACACCUUAAAAAAAGAAGCCACCUGGUGUGAGUUUAUAAAUCUAAUUCCGGAAAAAGAUCUUCAACAAGAGAAGAUGUGGUCCACUCUUCAUCUGAGAAAAUAUGUUGAUGAGCUGCUGGAAGUCACAACGCACUUUAUACAUGCCAAGAGUGUUGAGAAAGUCCAAGAUGCACUGAAGAAACAUGCUGCACUGCUGAAAGUCCCACUUACUGGAACACCAACACAUCAAUCAUCUCGAAACACUGCAAGUUUGUGGAGGAAAAUUUAUUCCAGUCCUGACUUAUUUACAACUACAGAAUCUGCUUCUGGCUCUGGUAUGCCUGACUUUGAUGAGAAAGAUGUGGAGAACAUCAAUCUGUCGGCCAGGCGUAGUUCUAGUGCAUCCAAACACAGAAACAGUUAUGACUAUUCUAGCACAGUUCAAAUGCUAGGUCUAGAUGAUGGAGAGCAGGAUGACUCAGACUUGUCCACAAUUCAAGGCUCAUUUCUGUCUUUUCUCCACUUGAGACAUCUUCGUGUCAGAGACCUGCAACAAACAUGUUUGUCAGUGCUGAAUUAUUUCCGCUCUAUAGAGAGGACUCUGACUAUCAAUGACAUGGGCUUGAUCUCAGAUGAUGGACAACUGAAACAGAACAUCUCUCCCAAUCAUAGAUAUGGCACUGAGCUGAAUGGAAGUCGUGGUGGAGGCAGAGUUCUUGGAUCUCAUACAUACCUUUAUAACACUCCAGUAGACUUCAAAAUGAGUGAGUCUGAGUUUAUUGAGUUCUCUGAGGUAGAAAAUCAUGAUGACUUCUACUCUUUGGAAGAUGGACGAGUUCUUGUCCUUGAUCAGAAAGGUCAUUAUAUCAUGUAUGACAAGGCUCUGGAAGAUUUUAGUAAAUUAGAAAAAGAACUAAAAAUGGUUGCCAGCUAUUACAUUGAAAAAGAUCAAGACUUGCGCAGAGCUACAAAAUUGUCCAGAACUCAUUCUCUACAGGCUGGAGACUUUGACAUUCCAAGUUACGCUCAUAAAGAUGUUGACAGAUAUGGAGUGAUCCUUGAUGCUUGGACCAAUGAAGCAUCCUUCCAGGAGUGCAAGCGAGAGUUAUUGGACUGUUAUUUUGAGGCUUAUCAGCAUGUUUAUGAUCAAGAUGAAAAAAGAAAAUUAGCACAAGUCAUCACCAACAUCAUUCAUCAGCGACCUCGUUUUGACCUGGAAGCUGAUUACUUUGUGCACAUCUAUCGGACAGAAUUUUCUAUUUUGCGGCAACAUGCUUCUCUGGUUAAGUCCAUUUUGGACAAACAAAUAGAGGCUCAAAGAGAGUACAUUCAGAGAGUAACCAGAGAAGGAGACACAGAAUAUGGAUUGCCUCAUCAGAUUAUUCCAAAGCAACCCAUUGCUGUUAAUCUCAGCAGGCCAGCCCUUAAGAGUGUAUACAUGCUGGAGUUUCACCCAACACUGGCCAUAGCCAGCCGCAUUCCACUUGCUCUUAAACAUGCAUUUUGGGAACUCCAUGAAAUACACAAGCCAAAUACUCUGUCCUCAUCCUUGCUAAUGGAAAAACAACUCUUACAAGUUGCACUAGAAGAAUGGGAGGGGUUGCCUCCCUUGGGCAGCACAUAUUCAAUGCAAGUACAGAAAGAUUUAUUUUCUCCUGUGUUUGCCGAAGAUCCAUUGUUUAUGUCUGAGUUAGCUCAGUAUUCAGUCAAACAGCAGGAGGAGCUAGGAGGUCGAAGGUCCCAUAAAGAGAAGCAAAUAGGAAUGGUUCAAACCAUUGGUCGACUUAUGGAAAUAAUCACACUACGACAAAGAAUGAUUGAUUCAGCUUGGGAAAGUGAAAUUCUAUCAAAGAUUUACAAAAAACAAGCCGCUGAGAUGGGAUUUCCUGAAUACCACAUGAACAUCAGAUUUGUUCAGUUUGAAUUUGCCAAUUACAAAGAGAAAGCUGGGAAACCUCCACCAGUGUUUAUUACAGCCAUACAGGAAGAUGAAACAGCAGUAGACAAAUAUUCUCCUUCCUGUCUGCUGCUAGCUAUACAUGAGCUUGAUGAAGGGCAUGUUGGUAGAUUUACAUUUCGAAAUCGUGAUGGCUUCUUGCAGAUGAUGAAACAGGGUGGUAUGGAGAGUUUCCAGGUGGCGCUACAAGCACAGAUUUUGCAUAAAAAUGCCCUGACUUCAGCCAUACAACAAGCCAAUGUCUGCACCCCUGUCAAUGGUCAAGAAAGGAAGAAUGGUAGAAUCAGCCCCAUUGAAACUAAAAGUGAGAAAAGCUCAUUGACCCAACUGACAAAUACUUCCAGUGGAACAAGUGGACCAAUCAGCUCUGGAAAUAACACUGAGCGCAACAAAAGUAGACAUGCAGCUGAAGCUUUCUUCUCUUUACAACUGGAGAAGACACCAAGUAGAGAUCUAAUGCUGAAUGAUUUUGUCUCCAAGAAGCAACAAAUGGGAAGCAUACUAAAGAACCCUGAAGAGUUGGAAAAGGUGAAAAGGAAAUUGAUUUCUGAGUUUUGUUUUAGGUUCCACAGCCGUGUAGCUCAUGCCUCCAUGAGGGGACAACUACUUGUGUACUACAAUAGUAUACUCAAAGUUCUGGACAAAUUCCCAAGCAUUAGAGAUACUUAUUUUGUCCUGGGAGAAGCCAAUGAAAAGAAAACUGGAGAGGACAGUUUAGAUGGACUUAAACCUGACCCAAGAGUUCUUAAGAAGAGACCUCGUAGGCUUUUGUCUAGUGAUGGCAGAUAUGUUUUGAACAUUUGGUUCAUCCCCCACUACACUGAAAUCCUGGUCCUGUUCAAGACACUGGAGGAUGAUGCAUGCUCUCGGGCACUGUCCUACUCGGUGAGCAUCAUUGCAGCCCUCCAUGACAUGCUCCAGUAUCUCAGCGCUCAUGCUCAACUGGGAACAUCCCAUGCUAGGAAAGGUUCUGACAAGAUUGAGUUUGUUUCAGCAGAUUGGGGAGGAACUGAAGGCUUAGGCUCAGAACUGAGAGAGAUACAGAAACAAAUAGAACAUCUACCAGACUCCACAAGUCUUGAGUAUGUAUUGGAACUUCUGACAAUGAAACGUAAUGUCAUGUUCCUGGAGCUAGAUACAGCCAUCAGAAAUUCUAUGCCAGACACUUUCUUGUCCACCAACAAUGUGCAGGCUUACAAAAGUAUAGUACAGAAUGCGUUCCCAGCUCUGUCAGCUAUAAGUAAUGUUCAGAGGCAGAGUCUGAUGGCUACCUACAUGACUAUACCCGAGCCUCUAGAAGCUAGAGAUCUGCUGGCCAAACAGAUCUUUCCAUUCAGAUCUUUUCUUAACUGUAAUGGACCUUUUCCUUGUGCCUUCUGGCAGUGGUUUCGAAUUGAGAACUAUAUUAUGUUAUGUUUGGCUGGAUUGACUGAUGUUGAAAGACAUGUUGCCAAUGGAGAAAUUCUUGGAGUGUCUCUACUUAUGGAAGAUGUUCUGCAGUCUGGAACAUCUGGUGCCAUGUUCUCUGACACUGAUUCUAAAAUGCACAGUGGGCCAGAGUCAUUGAAUGAAGCACUGGAAACAUCCAAGCGUGGCAGUGUUCUCUUAGAUCUAAAGGAUGUCAGCAAGGCUCUGAUUGUGACCCCUCAGCAGCAGAGUCUGUCUCGUUUGAACCAGCCAUUAGAAUCCUACCGUCUGCUUCACUUCUUCCUUCUGUUGUGGAAGUGUCUGGAGAUGGUGAAACUGGACUGGGGAAGGAGAAGGUUCCUGGGCAGAAACAUUGACAGCAGUGAGACUUACAGAGAAUACUGCAAGCUGUACAGAACUGAAAUUCUACUGCCUGUCUUACAAAGUGUAGCCAGGAGGCUGGGCCAAGGUGACCUCUAUGAAAGCCUCAUUCUGGACACUGAUGUGUAUGUGAUGCCUAAAGGAGCUUCAGAAAUAGAAGUCAGACUCAAACAGCUGUACAGACUUUUGGAAAAUUAUGAAUGUCACAUGAUUGGAGAAGUCAGGAAAAGGGUUGCAAGGGAGAUCACUCUAGCACUCUCUGAAAGAGCACGAGAAGAAGAGGCUUUGCCAACAGACCUCUGGAAGAGAACAGUAAUGAGUGAAAGUUUCACAAUGAAUCGCCCUCAUGUUGCUGAGAAAUUUGUCAACUUGUUGAUGUCUAAAGCUCAGGAGACUGAAUCUUCAGUCACACUGGACUCCAAACAUCUUCAAACAUGUUUAGCAGAACUGGCCAGGAAUGUCAUGGCAAGAGAAAAACAUAAUUUUGAAAGUUAUUCCAUGUAUUAUGAAAACCUUCUGAGAGUCCACCACCAGCUGUUAUAUCAAAGAGAAAGGGAGAUAAAACAUCUUAAAGACCAGUUGAAACAGGCUCAAAGUGAUACACAAGUUAGAGUUCAGUGCCAGCUUGCUGAUGAAGCUCAUGAUUUAUUGAUGGAGGUGACAGCGUUACAAGCCAAAAUUGCUGAGAUGAGAGAAAUGAGCCUGACACAAGAACGUGAUGUCAGAGAAAGGGUGAAGGAAGAAUACCAAGACUUGAUACACAAUAUGUUCAAUUCAACAUUUCAACUUCGAAGCAAAUUUGAUCAGUUCAGAAAUGAAUUACAUGACAAUGUAUUGAGUAAGAUCAGUGAGACAAGAAAAGAAGCUGUGGAAGCAAUCAGUAAACUGCAGUACAAAUUUAAAGGAGUCUCUGAUGAAGAUAAAAUGAAAUCAAAUUUGGAAGCGGCAUCUCAGCUCAGAAACCUACAAGUUGAGAACCAUCAACUCAGUCAGAUCAUUCUAAAGAUGAAAGCCUUAAAUAUUUGGAGACAGAACAUCAAACAACAUAACUUUCAGAAAUCUGCUGCAGAUUUGCAGAAGAUAGCAGAAAACAACAAAAAGGAACAUGUUGAAGUAAAGAUGUUGGCUGAAGAAGAAAUUCUACAACUACGUCAGCAGCUGCUGGCUAUACGCAAAGCAUUGACAGAAACAGACAAGGACUGUAAUCAAGUUAGAAAGAAGCUUGAAAGGGAGCUCAAACUUAAAUCUGAGAAAGAACAUGAGGAGGCUCAGAAAGAAAAAAGUAAACAGCAGCUUGAGAAAGCCAAACAGGCAACAAUGGACAGACUGGUCAAUGACCUAAUGGACAAAGAAACAAAACUAAAACUGAUAGAACAAGACAAGGACAGGACGACCAAACUGACCCAGAUUGCUUAUGAAAAAGCCAAAAGAGAGAAAGAAAUCAUCAAGAAACAGUUGAAUCAAGAGAGAUCACUCAAAGUUGAAGCUUUCAACAGAGUGGACACUUUACAAUCUCAGGUUUAUGACUUUGAAACUUGUUUGAUGAGCAGACCUAUGUCAUCGACCACUGCCCUCAGUAAAUCUAGAUCCAGAGCAACUUCUGCUGGCAUGGCUGGACACAGUCGACCAUCAACUGUGAGUUCACACUGGGCACCACCAGUUCCUUGGCCAGCCACACGAAGCUUGACCCCAUGGGGUGAAGUUCCCAUAGAUGUCAAUCAAAUGAAUAACAAUGAAAAGAAAAUUCAGAGACCAAAAACGGUUGGUGGACGGCUGCGUAGUAAAAUAGCAGAACAACUUUUGAAUGAAUUUGAGCCAGACACACAUCAGACCAUUGUCCAAUUCGGGCUACUGGAUGGUACAAAAAGAUAGACUGUGAUACAAAGUAAACUUUUGUUGCACUUAAUAUAAUAUUUAUCUAUUUAAAUUUUUAAAAUGUAUGUGAUUUACCCUUGUGACAAACAUUCCUACAUAAACAUUGUUACAAUUGUUGGACUUUAACAUAUGAUUUGUAAAAUGAAAUUAAGAUUUAUUUCUGUUUAAUGUCAGAAAAAAAAGGUUUGGAAUCUUUUCAUUUUAUACAUUUAUCCACAUUUAAAUUGUCUUCUUAUUUAAAUGAAUGUCAGUGAUUUAUAAAAGUAGGUAAACAUUUCAUUGAUGUAGUCACCUGCUUGUAACAGACCCAUGCUUCUGUUUAUACAAUAGACUUUCUAACACUGACACUUCUAGGUUUAAAUAUAAAAAAAUGUUAUGUGCUAUAUUGUUAAUUAGUUAUGUUUAUGCUGUGAUAAUGAUCUGACACUUAGAAAGUAUUCUACGCAAAUAUUUGUUUGUAUUGUUUGUUCUGUUUAGGAGCAUAAUAUUAUAAAUAAUCACAUAUUUUUGUUAUUAAGUUUUUCUGUCUCAUUUUACUAUUUAAUAUUGAGUUUCUAUUUUGCUGCCAUAUCAAGUAUUAAAUGUAGAGUCUUUGUUCAUAAAAUUUAUGUUAAAGAUAACUCAUCAUUUUUAACAUUAUAUUGUGUAUACAAAAAACAGAUCUCACUCUGACUAUUGUAUUACAUGAUUCAGAUGGAAUUAUCUUAUUGAAAACAUAACUUUUUUUCAUGUUAUAUUCAUGCUAUAUUCAUGUUGAAUAAGUUAAGCUAUAGAAAAUACAUAAAAAAUUCAUGCACUAGUGGUCAGUUUGCUUCUAGGUUACUGACUGGCAGUCAUUUUGCUUUAGCGUACCUUCUUGUGGUCAUUUGGAUUCUAGCUCACCUACUAGUGGUCAGUUAGCUUCCAAGGUAACCAAUAUCAGUCAGUUUGCUUCUAGCUCACCUACUAGUGGUCAGUUUACUUUUAAUUCACCAAUUAGUGAUCAUUUAGUUUUAUCCCAAAAGUCAUCCUUUGUGGACAUCUUGUGAGAGGUUAAAAAAAACUGUUCCCCACCUCCGAUAUGGGAUAUCAAAGCAUUGGAAAUUGAUGUUGCUUAUUGGGAUGAUAUAGCCUUAGACCACACUGAGAGAUGGACAGCAAAAAAGUAUUGGCCUCAGCUCUGGAAGAAAAUCUAGCUUGCCAAAGCAAAAAUAGCUGGCUCCUCUACCACUAAAGUGAAUGGGCACCUGUGUUGUAUGAAGAUGGGAAUGUCUUUCUAGAAUAGGCUCUACAGUAGAGCUACAGUCACAUGACAAAGUGUUCUACCAGAUGAACCAUAUAGUCAUUUUACAACUGGAGGAGGCUAUUAGGUUUUAUAAUGGGUAUUUUUUUAAUUUUGACAUCUGGCUAGGCUAGAUUAUAUUUUAUACACCAUAGAAGUACCUUACAAUAAAAACUAAUUGGGGACUUAGUUGUGCAGCUAUGACGAUGCAUGUAGUCAAGACUUUUCACUUCUUCUAUUGAGGAGGCACCAACAGAAUCAAAACAGAGGGCAUGCAUUACACUCCAAUCAGCUUUUUUUUUUUUUUUUUUGACUACUUCAUUUGGUACUCCGGGGUAUAAAAAAAAAGGAAAGUUCCCCUUUCAGACCUUGUGGUCUAUAGUGCAGAUGAUGUAAAGGUUAUCUGUUUCUGUGGCCUAUUGUUAACGAGGGUGUCAUGUAGGCACAACGACCAACCGCAUUUACUUUUUCCCAACUAAUGUCAGGUACCCAUUAGAGCUGGGUGGACUCAGAGGCACCAGAAAGAUCCUGAAAUUAAAAUUCCAGUCUACACUAUGAUUUGAACCCGAGACCCCCUGUUCGGAAACCAAGCGCUUUACCACUCAACCACUGCACUUCUAACACCGUGCAGACUACUAAAUCAUAUCAUAAUAAUUAUUUCAAUAAACUCUUUCUUUUAUUUGUAAAUGAAAAAAGAUAUUACCAAAUUUAAAUAGGCCCUACGUGCGACAAUGUUAGACUCAAACUUGGUAAACUUGAUAACCACUUACUUCUGAAAUAAUAUAUCGUUGCUUGUCCAUCAUUCUUGAUGUAGACCAUUAAUGACUAUUUUCUUAAGCUUCCCUUUGUGUUUCUGCCAAUAGGGCAUAUUUCAAUAACUGCUGUAGGAAAGACUUUUUUUUCUUCUGAAUCUGCUUCAGCAACAUUCCUCUUUUAGUCUGACACCAGAUCUCACAGAAGGAGACCAAGAAUCUCUGUCAUUAGCUGUAGUCUCCUAGGAGGGACUGUCAGUAUUGAAUCAUCUUAAAGGUUCUUUGAGAGUUUCCUUUAUUUCUUUUUCUUUUACCUUCUUGUUAUGAUAUAAUCUUAGUACGACAGUCAGCAUUGAUACUACAUGUACAUAAGCAAAGAUCACAUUUUAUAUAGUUCACAUUAAUAGGAGUUAGUACAAGUUAUCUGUUUUCAAUGUUAUCUGAUUACACAGUACAUAAUGUUACAUAGCAUAACACACUGUAUAAGCUUGUUUCAAUUAUCAUGAAAAAUAAACUGUUUUUUUCAUAGUACUUUCAAAAGUAGACAAAAAUAAACUGCUGAAAGUUAUGAUAAUUAUAUGCUGUAUCGGUUGUCGUUCUUAUGUUUACAUGUGCUUGUAACUCGCCCAUAAGAAUGUGUUCAUGAAAUGUGUGUUGUGUAGUCAUUCAGUGUAUAAAAGCCAGACUAAGCAGA